Sphenostylis stenocarpa is the source of this 852-nucleotide messenger RNA. NCBI's taxonomy places the organism in Eukaryota, Viridiplantae, Streptophyta, Magnoliopsida, Fabales, Fabaceae. The record is from the annotation of a GenBank genome assembly.
AUGGAUAAUAGAAAGGUAUUGGAGGAGCUUGUGAGAGGUCAUGAGUUUGCCACUCAACUUCGACUACUGAUUAAUGGAAAAGAUGAGUCUGCAAAAGCCACCCCAUUUGUCCAAAGUCUUGCCAAGAACGUGCUUAGAUCCUUCACCAACACCCUCUUCUUCUUGGACAAGUAUCCCUCUUACGAGCUUUCCAAUCUUUUCACUCCCACCAAAUCUGAGGACUCCCAAGAAAAUUGCCAGAGUCUCACCAGUUUCAAGAACAGAAGAGGCUGCUACAAGAGAAAAAGAAAUACACAAGAAUGGGAGAAAGUUUCUGAAGCUCCAAUAGUUGAUGGCCACCACUGGAGAAAGUAUGGCCAAAAAGAGAUCCUCAAAGCCAAAUACUCAAGAAACUAUUACCGGUGCACUCACAAGUAUGAUCAGAAUUGUCAAGCAACAAAACAAGAGCAAAGAAUUCAAGAGGAUCCUCCUUUGUAUAAGACCACCUAUUUUGGCCGCCACACAUGCAAUGACUUGCCAAACUCUGAAAUCAUACUUGAUUCCAAUCAUUCUCCUUUUGACACUUCCAUACUGCUAAGCUUCAACAACACCUUCCCUACUCCAACCAAGCAAGAGUGCCCCUUUUUAUCAUCCUCAUCAUCUUUUAAUCCCUCACCAUCAGUUGCCAAAGAGGAGACAAUCCCCUCAUCUUCCUCCUAUGAUUACAUGAUCUCCCCAGAACCCAUUUUAGAUCAUUCUUCCUGGCACAAUAAUGCCACUCUACCACUCGAUCACUGGGAUGUUAUGUCUUCUGCUUUGUGUGAUUCUGUUGACCUUGAUGAUGUCAAACUUUUGUUGGAUUUUGAUGGUUAA